AUGAUGCGUCGCAUGGGCACAGCGAGCGAGUGGUUUCCGCCGCCCGGCGACGCCAACGAGCAGUUCUGGCAGGGCGCCAACGGCGACGGCGCCGGGGCGGCCAACGGAAACGGAGCGGCGGACGAGGAGCAGGAGGGUGCAGCGGGCAGCGGCGGGCCGUACACUGGGUACGUGCCGAAUCCGACGGGCACGAACCACCAACUGCCGGUGAUCGUGCAAUUCCACGAGGGCGCGUUCGUGACCGGCAGCAAGGACUCCGCGUGCAACGACACCUUCUGCCGCCGACUCGCACGGGUGUGCAACGCGAUCGUGGUGGCGGUGGGGUACCGGUUAGCGCCGGAGCACAAGUGUCCGGCGGCGUACGACGACGGGUACGAGGUGCUCAAGUGGCUGUCGCGCCAGGCCAUCCUCGCUGACGCCGAGGCCGACGUGCGCUCCUCGCAUGCCCAGCAGGGCGGGGAAGUGGGAGCGGGCGAUGAGAUGAGGGGGUUGACAACGCGGCUGGUGCAGGAGCUACCAGACCCAUGGCUCGCCGCACACGCUGAUGUGCACAGGUGCAUUCUCCUGGGCGUGAGUGCGGGUGCGAACGUGGCAGACCAGGUGGCACGGCGCUGCGUCACACCGCACGGGGUGAACGAGCUGCAGCCACUCGUGGUGCUGGGGCAGGUGCUGCUGUACCCUCUUUUCGCGGGGUCCAUGCCAACACCCAGUGAGAUGAAGGCGCGAGACGCCUACUUCUUUGACAAGCCCACGUGCGAGCUGGUGUUCCGCCUCUUCCUGCCCGACGAUGACUUCUCCCUCGACCACCCCGCCGUGAACCCACUGCUGCGCGAGCACCUGCCGCCGGGCAUGCCGGCCACACUGCUGGUGGUGGCGGACCACGACAUCCUCACUGACCGCGCCAUCGCCUACUCCGUCUUCCUCAAAAACUUCGGCAUUGAUGUGCAGGUGAACAGCUACAAGGACGUGGUGCAUGGGUUUGCAACAUAUGAGGGCAUGGUGAACACGCCACAGGCAGAGGCAUGUGCGGAGGACAUUGCGAUGUGGAUCGCCAAGCAUGUCUCUACGCGCUCCGAUGCUACAGAGAUGUCCUACUGA
Messenger RNA from Closterium sp. Yama58-4, 1098 nucleotides. The record is from the annotation of a GenBank genome assembly. NCBI's taxonomy places the organism in Eukaryota, Viridiplantae, Streptophyta, Zygnematophyceae, Desmidiales, Closteriaceae.